Messenger RNA from Staurois parvus, 267 nucleotides. The record is from the annotation of a GenBank genome assembly. NCBI's taxonomy places the organism in Eukaryota, Metazoa, Chordata, Amphibia, Anura, Ranidae.
GAUGUAGAGUUUUCCUCCUGUGAAGUCUGGAGAUCAUAUGACAUCACAUUGCCUCCACCUCCCUCCCUGAUAGAAGAGAGAAAGAAGAAGAAGAUUCUAGAAGUCACCAGAGAGAUCACUGAGCUGCUGACAGGAGAGGUUCCUAUAAGGUGUCAGGGUGUCACUGUCUAUUUCUCCAUGGAGGAGUGGGAGUAUUUAGAAGGACACAAGGAUCUCUACAAGGACGUCAUGAUGGACAAUCAGCCGCCCCUCACAUCACCGGGUUGU